This is a messenger RNA of Sphaeramia orbicularis (orbiculate cardinalfish), 1525 nucleotides long. RefSeq names its product interleukin-10 receptor subunit beta-like. Gene Ontology annotation, molecular function: protein binding; cytokine receptor activity. The record is from RefSeq and is a predicted model, not a curated record. Lineage: Eukaryota; Metazoa; Chordata; Actinopteri; Kurtiformes; Apogonidae. The coding region runs from base 121 to 1104 and encodes 327 amino acids. Gene Ontology annotation, biological process: cytokine-mediated signaling pathway. Gene Ontology annotation, cellular component: plasma membrane. The transcript has 7 exons.
UUUCACCGACACCCACGGAGCCGCAUAGACUCACAGUCCACAGACACACACAGUCCACAGACCCACAGAGCCGUGGGACUGUCUGUGAGUGAAGCGGCGGCAGAGGCAGUUGUGUGGAACAUGUCCGCUCUGGUCCUCCUCCUCCUGACCUCCACAGCUGUGGGUCCAUCCACAGUGGUUUCAGAAGUCCUCGGCAGUCCCAGAAAUGUGAGCCUGACCUCCUACAACAUGAAUCUGGUGCUGAGGUGGGAACCACCUGAAGGCAUAACUGACAACGUGAUCUACACAACCCAGUUAAAGCCCUCAGGUGGACAAAUCAAAGAGGCCUGUGUGAACGUCUCCACCCUCCAGUGUGACAUCACCAAUCUAGGCAUCACCAUCUUUCAGUUUGCCCGGUACACAGGUGCAGUGAGGGCAGUGUCGGGGUCACGGAGCUCCAACUGGGUUUACAGUAACAACCUCACAAUGGACGAACACACCAUCAUCGGCCCGCCCGCUGUCUCACUUGUGUCCAGCGGGGUUGAUAUUGAAGUCAGCAUCACUGAUCCAGUAUUCAGCAUCUCAGAACUCAGACGUGUGUACAGCACCAUCACAUACAGCAUCAUCUACUGGAAGGAAGGCCAGAAGGAGCAGGCCAAAAACAUAUCCAAAAUCCAGCAGAACAGGGUGUCUCUAAGUGGGCUGGACCCCACAACUAAGUACUGUGUCCAAGUCCGAGUGGAUGUGGAUCCGGGGAGGAACCGGAGUCCUGGUCAGCUCAGUGACCCAGUCUGUGAGAGUACUACAAAUGAAGGAGCAGCUCCGUGGGUAGAGGGAGUGGUGGUGUUUGUCACCAUGGCAGCGACAGUGGCAAUGGUGGUGCUGGGAGUGGUGUAUCAUAAACGGAUAAAACACUUUUUCUGCCCAAAAGACAGGCUACCUGCACAUUUUAUAGAGAAACUACUGGCACACCCCAACAUCCCCAUCCAAAUAUCUGACCCACCAAAGGAGACUUGCAACCAGUUAACCAUGAUUACAGAUGAGGGGACCGUAGAGGAACUGCACCCCCUGGAGGCUGUUCAAGCACACUGCAGUCAACCAGAUGUCACUGUGGAGGAGACGUAGAAAAACGGCAGCGGCAAUGAAGGAGAGCUGAACAAUACACCGGGACUGUUAAAACACUAAGAAUGAUAAAACUUCAGUGGAGUUUUUAUGUCACAAAUGCUGCACUAGUCACAUAACAUUCCUUGACUGAUUUCUGGGUCAUGAUCGAGGAGUGAAAGAAGGGAAAAUUAGGGAAUUGAGAAGAGUCUUUGGAAGAGUUUCUACAUCCUUUAUUAAAAGUAAGAAAACAACAGUGCAACAACACAUCCGUUAUAGUCCAGCAUCAACACCGUGUUUAGUCCCUCUCAUUGUAUUAUUAAUAGUGACAACCGGAUCAGUUUGUGGUACCAUGUUACUGUUUUGCUGGAGCCAGACUUACAUCCAGUUGUAGAAACAGGGACUUUGGGUAAAGCUGAAAGUCAUCACAUGAUUAUUAGCAGAG